Molecule: messenger RNA, 2594 nt
Organism: Hydractinia symbiolongicarpus
Lineage: Eukaryota; Metazoa; Cnidaria; Hydrozoa; Anthoathecata; Hydractiniidae
Exons: 3
Coding region: 432-1427 (331 amino acids)
Molecular function (GO): signaling receptor activity
Source: RefSeq, a predicted model, not a curated record
UUAUUUCCAGCAGCUGAAAAAAAGAAGGUAAUUACUGUAUUUAAUCAAAGCAAAUAAAUAUUUCCGUGUGUUUUAAAUUUUCGCAGUUACAAAAGAAUAUAAUUUACUUUACGAAUCAGCAAGAUUUGAAUCAUCAGCUUACCGACUUUCCUAUUGCUAUGACAACAACAAACUUUGAAUACAUGACAUUUUUGAAGAACAGAUAAAUGUAGACACAGCAUAAACAACCUUUCUUUUAAUGGCUCAUGUAUUUGACAACUAUUAACUACUGCAAAAAAAUCUUGGAUCUUAAACGUGGCUUUCAGUUUAACAUAGCUCGCACUUUAAAAGACAAUGACAUAUUCUUGUUAUUAAUAGAUUAAAUUUUUAAAAAUAAAUAACCAAAAUUGGCUAGAUAUUAAAAGCUUGGAACAAAGACGUUGUUUUUUAACAUGAAAGGAGAGUAUUUGUUCAUCUUGUUUAUCUACGUAGCUGGUGAUGAUAGUAGAGAGAAACCAGAUUGCGUAGGCUGGAUUCACACAAAAGAGAAUUGUUAUAAAAUGUACAAGGAUGAGAAAUAUUUCUUAUCCGCUGAAGAUAUGUGUUUAAGAGAAAAUGCACACUUGGUGUCAAUUUCAAACGUCGUUGAAAAUAAUUAUAUAAGUGAAAUUAUUAAUGGCGCUGAAAUAUGGAUUGGACUUAGAAAAGAAAAUUUGAAAUUUGUUUGGUUCGAUGGAUAUUCUACAUUUCGAAACUGGAUGUUUUCCACACCCACAAACAAAGGAAUAUGUGUGAAGAUGAUUUCCGGUGGAAGUUGGGUUGAUACAUCCUGCUAUGAAAUGCUUCCCUUUGUCUGUAAAAAAAAGAUAAAGUAUCCUGUGGAUACAGAAAGCAUGAAUUUAGCUGUGAUUAUUAUAGCUCCAUCAAUCCUCGUCAGCAUAAUGUUACUUAUCAUUAUUCCUAUGUUUAUAAACAGUUACCGACGCGAAGUUAUGGUAAUGAAAAAGAUGCAUGAUAUAGAGAUAAUUAAUGAGGUAAUAGCGCGCCGUAACGAAGCAGAUCGUACGCUUUUCGCAUAUGAAAAAGCAAUAAUCAGGUCCAAUAAAGGUAGUCCUGAUUGCAGUAUUAAAACUAACGGGACAUCUGAGGAUUCAAAUGAGAUUAUAUAUGAAGACAAUACACAAAUUGAUGAUAUUUUGAAUUCGUAUCAUAACAUCUUCUAUAUUCACGACGAAGAGUCAACUACCGAGUUUGGACCAAACUCAUUAUCGUACAGAGAAUGCAACGCUCAUGGAAUGACUCGAGAUUUUAACGGGACGGAAGGAGAAAUUAAAACUGUAGUUAGAAACGGUAUGAUUAAAAAUGCCCAUCAAUAUAUUUAUGAUUAUCCCGAAAGAAGUUAUAAAGCGGAAGUUGUAGAAGAUUAUGUACAGAUAUCUAUUCUAUAAAAAUUAGGUUGACUUAAAUUUUGGACCUCUUGCCAUAAUGCUAAUGCCGGAUUCCCAUUGUCGUACAAAUUGAUAAAGAUAUUCGCUGAUAGCUAUCUUCCUAGUUGUCAUUAUAAAUCACAGCUUUAGUCUGUGCACUAAUAAUAGCCGUAUUAUGUUCAAAAUGGUUGCGCACAGCUUUAUGUCGAAACGUAGAGUAAUUUAAUUGUGUAAUACCGAUGAAUAACGAUAACGAAAUGCCGAUGUGGAAGGUAAUUCAUGUGGGAUACUUCCACUGGUUAACGACUAGUUUAUAACUACUAUAUUAUUAAACUUUGCUGAUAAAAGCACGAACAAGAAUUUAGUCUUUAAGUUUUGAAACCCUCGAGAAAAAUUUCUGCAAAAAUUCCAAACCUUGUUUUAAGUUUUCUAAUUAAUGUCUACCUUGCACAGAGUUAUUUAACUACCAUUGUAAAGCUAUUCCUUUGUCCUUUCACUUUAUGCAAUAACAACGCUCUCCUUUGGUUUUGUUCUCCCUAUUGUAACGCGUUUAUCAUUUAACCUAAAAAUAGUCGCACAAAACACAUUUUUGGACCAAAAAUUUACGUGCAUAUACCAAGAGGUGUAAAAUGUAAACAAAACGCAAAAAAUAUUGAAUUCCCAUGUACUUUUAAUUUCUUUUCUUUGUUAGAAGCAUUUACAAGAAUACACCAGCCACGGUAAGUUUAAGCAAAUUUAAAAAUGGUUUGUUGGCUCCCAGCGAAAUUUAAAUAAAAUUACUUAUUAUGAGCAAACUAUGUUCAAGUUUCAAGGUCGAAAGAUUCCUCCCCUUGGUAAUAAAGUUUGGAAGGGGCUAGUCCACGACUGCCUGUAUUAUAUUUCCUUCGAUUUGCGUAAGACGUUGUUUGGGAAGCAUAAGCAACACCCACACAUCAUAAAACUCGUCUAUAUUUCCUGCAGAAGCCCUCAUCAAUUUUUAAAAUUUAAAGAGUAUACUUUUUGAUUGUAGUAAAUCUUAGAGACGUACAGGAACUUACAAAGUCAUAAAAAUACAGACUUUACAUCAACAUUACUUUUCCUGCAAGAAUUGUGUGGGCAAAAAUGGUGUUGACAAAUGAUAACAGAGAUUUGUGGUUUAAAGUUUUUUUUGAUGACGUCAUCAACCUGUUAGUCAUGAAGAGAGAAAUU